Hydra vulgaris (swiftwater hydra) is the source of this 1021-nucleotide messenger RNA. The record is from RefSeq and is a predicted model, not a curated record. NCBI's taxonomy places the organism in Eukaryota, Metazoa, Cnidaria, Hydrozoa, Anthoathecata, Hydridae.
CCGUGAAAAAAACGGAUGAGUGGAAACUCACCUUUACGCUUUAUCAGUCAAUUGUUGCUAACUAACUUAUAUAUGGUCAGAUCAGGAUCAAGUGAAAGAGGUAAAAAGAACAAAAAAAGCUCUAAACAUCGUUCAAGAUCACGUAGUAUUUCUAGCGGAAGAACGAGAAGAAGUCGUCAUUCUCGCUCAAAAGAGAGACAAAGGUAUUUGUCUAAUUCUAGUGAUCGAUCACGAUCACACAGCAGUUCUAGUGAGAGAACUAAACAAAGCUAUUAUUCAAGAUCAAGAGACAGAAAGCAACAAAGAUCUCAUUCUCGUGAAAGGUACAAGUCUAGUUCUCAGGAUAGAAGGAGAAGAUCUACAUCUAAAGAGCGCAACAGUAAAAGAAACAGAAAUAUUGUUGAAAGUUCAAAAUGUCUUUCUAGCGAUGAUUCACUUUCAAAUGUAAAAAGUUCUGAAAAUAAAGUUAGUUUAAAAGAUAAAAUUAAAGAACUUACUGUUCGCAGUGAGCGAAAAAAUGAACAAAUUAUACCUACAUAUGAACAGAUAAUGAAAAUUGAAAAUGAUAGUUUUGUUCAAGAGACAUUUUCUUCUACAAAUUCAACUAUUCCACAGCAAACAACUAAAAAAAAGAAAAAAAAGAAACAGAAAAAUAUGGCACCAAUAGUUCAGAAUUUAGAUCAGCCUAAAUUACCAGUUAUUUCUCACGAAAAUGCUAUAUUUGGUAGCACUAUUGAGACUAUGCAUGUAUCACGUUUUAAUUCAAAACUUGUUGGAGAAAAAAAAGAAUUUCUAAAAAACAUUGAAAAUGAUGAUUUAAUAUUUGGCGCUAUGUUUUGUGAAACACCUGAAGUUAGAAUGAAAAGGUGGGUUGAAAAACUAACAUCUUUACGAAAAAUCUUCUCAGAAAAUGAAACAAAUUCAUAAUUUAAUUAAAGCUAAACUUUAAUAGUUUUUUUUAAUAUUCUUAUUUGUUGGAGUAUACAAUCAUUGGUUGUUUCUAUUUUUUCAGUUCCAUUAA